AUGAGCUGGCCGGACGUCGCCGUCACCAAGUACGCUGCGCUCAACGCCGAGCAGUGGGAGGAGACCAUGAACUGCGGACGCUGCGCUCAAGUCACGUGCACCGACGCGUCGUGCGCCGGCCAGGCGUCCGAGAUCGUGUACAUCAUGGACCAGUGUCCCGGGUGCGCGUACGGCGACCUGGACCUGUCCCCGGACGUGUUCGAGAGCAUCACGGGCCAGUCGUACACGAAGCUGAGCAUCGAGUGGCAGUUCGUGGACUGUCCGAUCUCGAACAACGUGCAGUACUGCCUGAAGACGGGCAGCAGCGAGUUCUGGGUGGCGGUGCAGCCGGCCAACUUCGUGUCGGGCGUGCAGAGUCUGUCGAUCAACGGGCAGGAGACGUCGGUGAUCGACUCGGCGUACUACUUCCUGAUCGACGGCAGCGGCGAGAGCGUGGCGGAUCUGAGCUCUGUGAGCAUUUCGCUGACGGGGGUGAACGGCGAGGUGCUGGAGGAGACGCUGUCCUUGAGUGCCGACGAGUGCACUAACGGUAAUUCACAGUUUUCGUCCAGUGGGGACAUGACACAAGCACCCGUCACGGAAGCCCCGACUACCGCGCCCGUCACAGAUGCCCCCACCAUGGCUCCAGUGACGGAAGCGCCGACAACAACGUCGACUACAGUGCAGUCGGACGCAUCCACGCCGGCGCCCACUUCAACACCGAGCGCCACCGUGGCUUCCGUGCAGGAAGAAGCCUCCAGCAGCGGUGGUCUCCACUCGACGGCCGCCAUCGUCGGCCUCAUUGCUGCCGUCUGUGUGGCUUUGGGGGCUGCUGUCGGCGUGGCGAUGGCCGUCCACAGGAAGCGCAAACUGCUCGAAGCGAGCAAGAACGCGGAGGACCGCGAUUCGAUGGCGUCGUACGUAAGCGUCCGCACACCAAGGUCGGAGGUCCCUGUGCUGCACUCCGCAGUGUAG
Messenger RNA from Phytophthora sojae, 954 nucleotides. RefSeq lists its product as hypothetical. The transcript has 3 exons. Bases 1 to 954 code for a protein of 317 amino acids. The record is from RefSeq and is a predicted model, not a curated record. NCBI's taxonomy places the organism in Eukaryota, Oomycota, Peronosporomycetes, Peronosporales, Peronosporaceae.